CGGUUGAUCAGAAGGCCACGUGGCUACUAUCACUUUGUAAAUAGAAUCCUAGACCCCAUCACUAAAUUCACAGCCCCCGCAAUGGCCCAUCAGAGCAAAAUCCUUUGGCUGUUUUCUGAAGAUGGCCCUCACCUGCAGUACCAUGUGAUCAUCGAUGAGCCCAUGGCCGCCUAUCUCAAGGAUAAAUAUGCUAAGGCAAUUGGCGUGCACCCUAGUUCCCUGAUCCUGGUCUUUGAUGGUAAACCAAUUCAGGAUCAGGACACCUUCGACUCUUUGGCCAUGGACGAAGAUGAUAUCAUAGACGUUUUAGUGUCCUGAUGCCAUGAAAACAUGUUUGUUUAUUUUUGAUUCACGUAAUUGCAGAGCAGAGUCAAUGAACUAAGCUACCGCAUGUACUUGGCAAGCACAGUGAGAAAUUGAUUAGGCCGUUUGAUGAAAAACAUAAGUAAAUAAUGCCUGCUUGUAAUAUUUAAAAGUCGGAAAUUAAUUGUUAAAAAAAUGUAGGUUUUCUUUAAUAAAUAUUUAAAUAUUUUGUUAUACUAAUAAUAACA
Molecule: messenger RNA, 551 nt
Organism: Drosophila elegans
Lineage: Eukaryota; Metazoa; Arthropoda; Insecta; Diptera; Drosophilidae
Product: small ubiquitin-related modifier
Exons: 1
Coding region: 82-318 (78 amino acids)
Molecular function (GO): protein binding
Source: RefSeq, a predicted model, not a curated record